Talpa occidentalis (Iberian mole) is the source of this 1071-nucleotide messenger RNA. RefSeq names its product glutathione S-transferase theta-2B-like. Gene Ontology annotation, biological process: glutathione metabolic process. The coding region runs from base 124 to 858 and encodes 244 amino acids. Gene Ontology annotation, molecular function: glutathione transferase activity. The record is from RefSeq and is a predicted model, not a curated record. The transcript has 6 exons. Gene Ontology annotation, cellular component: cytoplasm. NCBI's taxonomy places the organism in Eukaryota, Metazoa, Chordata, Mammalia, Eulipotyphla, Talpidae.
CGGAAACAAGCCUCUCUGCGGUCAGUGCUCAGCAGCUUUCCAAGAGGCCAGAAGGUUUCUUGAACAAGGCCUGGGAGCCAGGGCUUGCCACCGCUGCUGUCCAGGCUGUUUUACCGCUCCACCAUGGGCCUGGAGCUCUACCUAGACAUGCUGUCCCAGCCCUGUCGUGCCGUCUACAUCUUCGCCAAGAAGAACGGCAUCCCCUUUGAGCUGCAUACCGUGGAGAUUUUCAAAGGGCAGCACCUGUGCAAGGAGUUCUCCCAGGUUAACAGCUUGCAGAAACUGCCCACCCUCAAAGAUGGUGACUUCAUCUUGACGGAAAGUGUGGCCAUCCUGAUUUACCUAAGCUCUAAGUACCAGACAGAGGAACACUGGUAUCCACCCGAGCUGCAGUUCCGCAUCCGCAUCCAUGAGUACCUGGGCUGGCAUGCUGAUUACAUCCGAGGCACCUUUGGUGUGCCCCUGUGGACACAGGUGGUGGCACCACUCAUUGGAGUAAAGGUGCCUGAGGAGAAGGUAGCGCGCAACAGGACCGCCAUGGACCGGACACUGCAGAAGCUGGAGGACAAGUUCCUGGGGUGCAAGGCCUUCCUCAUCAGCCAGAAAGUGACACUGGCUGAUCUCAUGGCAUUUGAGGAGCUAAUGCAGCCCAUGGCUCUUGGCUACAAACUGUUUGAGGAACGGCCAAGACUGGCAGCAUGGCAUAAACGAGUGGAGACUUUCCUGGGUGCUGAACUGUGCCAGGAGGCCCAUGGUCUCCUCUUGAAUAUCAUGGAACAGGUGGCCAACAAAACAUUCCCAGUGCCCCCUCCAGAAUUCUAUCCAAAUAUACUGCUUCGUAUUUCCAAGAUUCCCUGAGGGAAAUGUGAUGGAGGCUGAAGGUUAGGAACCAGGAAAUUAGCAAUAAAGAUUCAUUCUGUUUCUUACUUGCCCCUUUUCAUCUUGCUCAGUCUUGUCUCUUGUCUGGCUCCAGGAGGAAUUCUGCACUACACCUCAGGUGUAGAAGAGCCAAUCAAUAGAAAACUAAAAUUCACCCUAUACAAAGAGCUCCUAAAAUUCAAAAGCAUGAAG